AUGGCGGACGAGGAACCCAUGGAGGACACGUCUCAACUCUCAGACACCGACGCCAGCGACGAUGAACCCCAGGAUGUGCCCGUCGAAAGUCUAGUCGCCGGCAGAGAGCGGCGCAAGACAGCCGGCAACCGCUAUGACAGGGACAUGGUUCUGGAGGAGGCCGGGAACGCCGACGACCCCGACGAAGUCACGUUACUCUUCGCUGACGACCAUGAGGAGGAAGAUGAUGAGUUCAGGAGCGACGCCGACGACGAGGACGCAGACAUGUCGUCUAGUGACGACGAAGACCAGGGUCCCAAUGCCGCUGCCGAGGAUCUGGAGGGCGAGAAGGAGUUGCAAAACCAGGCGAAACAAGAGAGGGCCAAGAAGCGCAAGGCGGAUCUAGCACUGACGAGCGUUGCGGGAGUGCGGAAGAAACUCAAGACCGAUCCCACAAAGCCUGCCGCCCCGUCUGCCCCUCCGAAACCCUCAAAGAAAAAGGAACGAGUCACAUGGGUCCACGAUGAGACUUCCGGCCGAAGUUCCCUGCGUAAGCAGACGAUCGCCCACCGGGAAGAGACCAUUGCUCGCCUGAAGGAAAGCGAAGCCCAGAGCAAGAAGCUGAAAGCGUUGAAGGAAAAGCGCGACAGAGAACGAGCAAAGGAUGCACCCAGAGAACUCACGCAAGCCGACCGACUGGCAGAGGCGGCGAGGGUGGAGCGCCAGAAUGCCAAGAGCCUGAACCGGUGGGAGGCGAUGGAAAGGAAGAGGCAAGAAGAACAAGCCGCGAAGCUGGCGGCCCUAAAAAACAGGAAGCUGGAGGGUCCUGUCAUCAGCUGGUUGAGCCAAAAGGCGAAAUGGAUUCGGCCGGAUCCCAGCAAAAUUGCGACCAAAGAUGCCACAAGCUCUGAGCAGCCUGGGCCGAAAAAGCGUGGACGGAAAUCGAAAGCAGAGCUCGAAUUGAUUGCUGCAGAAAAGGCGGCAGAGUCGAUAGGCACCAUCCCAGUGACUCCGACGACUACGUCUAUUUCGGAGCAACACAACCCUCCCGUCCAAGGUCCAGGGCCAGAGAAACAAACCCCUUCCAUGCAAGGCCCAACGCCAGAGAUGGUACCUGUGCCUGCCGCUUGUGCUGGCACUCCACAACCACAGGUUAUGCCGCCUGCCUCAGUUGAACUCCAGGAAUCUUUCCUGGUGGGUAUACAUGAAUAUGCCAAUUUACAAACAGACAGCAACGCUUCAGAGAGUAAACCGGCCAGUCCUCUUCCACAGGAAUUAGACGUGCAGCGGGACGCCGAAAUGAAGGACGUGACCCAGCAAGAUAUAGAGAAACCCCUCAAAUCCGCACUAAAUCAUGUUGGCUCGCAGACAGAGCCCCCACUGGCAGCUGUCCAGCCAGCACCGAUGCAGACCAUCUCAGGUGAGGAAGCGGAAGGCGUCACUAUCAAGACCGAGGCACCGCUGGAGCAGACUCAACCGCCCACACCCACCCACGCACCUCUCGAUCCAGGACAGCCCGCGCCAAUACCUCUAAUAGUCGAGCUUGUACCUGAACCGGAACCCCAAACUCCCCCAAUUGAGGAAGACUCUACCCGCAACCUCGUCAUCCUUGAGAAAUUCGACGAGCUCUCCGGCGAUGCUCGGCAGGAUUACUCGUUUUUCCACAACAAAAAGGCCGCAGGGCGAACAGGAAGAGCACCCAAACAAAGCCAGGAGCUCUGCUUGAUCACAGCUUUGCCCGUUCGGUACCGAGACCCCUCCACCGGCAUCGCUUAUGCCAACGCGGCCGCGUACAAGAAGCUCCAAGAGCUGAAAGAGCACAAAUACGCAUGGAGCAGCAUGCUCGGGUGCUAUGUUGGUCGAGAGAACGGCAUCACGGCUCGUGGAGUGCCUGAGGGGUUUGUAUGA
Molecule: messenger RNA, 1887 nt
Organism: Cladophialophora yegresii CBS 114405
Lineage: Eukaryota; Fungi; Ascomycota; Eurotiomycetes; Chaetothyriales; Herpotrichiellaceae
Exons: 1
Coding region: 1-1887 (628 amino acids)
Biological process (GO): chromatin remodeling; regulation of DNA-templated transcription
Cellular component (GO): nucleus
Molecular function (GO): ATP-dependent H2AZ histone chaperone activity
Source: RefSeq, a predicted model, not a curated record